Gadus chalcogrammus (walleye pollock) is the source of this 4525-nucleotide messenger RNA. RefSeq names its product SMAD family member 4a (gene smad4a). The record is from RefSeq and is a predicted model, not a curated record. Bases 490 to 2001 code for a protein of 503 amino acids. NCBI's taxonomy places the organism in Eukaryota, Metazoa, Chordata, Actinopteri, Gadiformes, Gadidae. Gene Ontology annotation, cellular component: heteromeric SMAD protein complex. Gene Ontology annotation, molecular function: RNA polymerase II cis-regulatory region sequence-specific DNA binding; I-SMAD binding; DNA-binding transcription factor activity, RNA polymerase II-specific. Gene Ontology annotation, biological process: SMAD protein signal transduction; regulation of transcription by RNA polymerase II; BMP signaling pathway. The transcript is spliced from 11 exons.
GGUGGAGGAGGAGAGGACUUUUGUUUAUUUCGUGCAGGCUAACCGUUAGCCGCAUUUAAGAAAUCAUCUUUGUCCGAAGCAAUCUCUCUUAGCGAGCCAAUUGGGGUAGUAAGAAGUAGUGGCAACUUAAUACUACCUUACUAGCGCGUUAUUAGACAUGAUAUAGAUACAUCUGGAAAUCGACCGUCCCGCGCGUCCUUAAAAUAUUAUAUAGCAAGUUUUGUUUAUCUUCUUGCUAGCCUGCCUGCCUGCUAACUAGCUUACGUUAUAGCUCUAUAUAGCGAAGGCUGCCAACGUCGUUGUCCUCUGGGUUUCAUAUAACGGGUUGGAGCAAGGACUGUUGCUGAACCCGAACACACCAUAUUCGGCCUUCCUCCCCCGCCCCCCAAAACACUCUUUACCUCUGGCCCAAUUCUAAAAAGGGAAAAGCCCCUUUUCCCAUCCUGAACCCCUGCUGGGCAGGAAGCGUCGCGGAGGACACGAGCCAGGAUGUCCAUCACGAACACGCCCACCAGCAGCGACGCCUGCCUGAGCAUCGUGCACAGCCUGAUGUGCCACCGGCAGGGCGGCGAGAGCGAGAGCUUCGCCAAGAGGGCGAUCGAGAGCCUGGUGAAGAAGCUGAAGGAGAAGAAGGACGAGCUGGACUCUCUCAUCACCGCCAUCACCACCAACGGAGCGCACCCCAGCAAGUGCGUCACCAUCCAGCGCACCCUGGACGGGCGCCUGCAGGUGGCGGGGCGUAAAGGCUUCCCCCACGUGGUCUACGCCAGGCUGUGGCGCUGGCCCGACCUCCACAAGAACGAGCUGAAGCACGUCAAGUACUGCCAGUACGCCUUCGACCUGAAGGCCGACAACGUGUGCGUCAACCCCUACCACUACGAGAGGGUCGUCUCCCCGGGGAUCGAUCUGUCAGGGCUGACGCUGUCUAGUGCAGGCCCCCUCAUGGUCAAGGACGAGUAUGACUUUGACAACCAGCAGUCCCACUCCAGCUCUGAGAGCCACCUCCAGACCAUACAGCACCCCCCUUCACGGCCCGGACCCCCCGAGGGCUUCAGCACCCCCACUCUGUUGCCCCUGUCUGAGGGCAGCACCUCGGCCGCCGCCUCUGUGUUCUCCAGUAUCACCGCCGGCCCCUCAAAUUCCACCCCUAACUGGAGCCGGAACAACAGCUUCCCGCCCCCCGUGCCCCAGCAUCAGAACGGCCAUCUCCAGCACCACCCACCCAUGCCCCACACAGGGCACUACUGGCCGGUCGCUAAUGAAAUAGCAUUCCAGCCUCCCAUAUCAAACCAUCCAGCUCCUGAGUACUGGUGCUCCAUCGCCUACUUUGAGAUGGACGUGCAGGUGGGGGAGACGUUCAAGGUGCCCUCCACCUGCCCCACGGUGACGGUGGACGGCUACGUGGACCCGUCCGGGGGCGACCGCUUCUGCCUGGGGCAGCUGAGCAACGUCCACCGCACGGACAACAUCGAGAGGGCCAGGCUCCACAUCGGCAAGGGCGUCCAGCUGGAGUGCAAGGGGGAGGGGGACGUGUGGGUGCGUUGCCUUAGCGACCACGCCGUGUUCGUGCAGAGCUACUACCUGGACCGCGAGGCCGGCCGCGCCCCCGGAGACGCCGUGCACAAGAUCUACCCCAGCGCCUACAUCAAGGUGUUUGACCUGCGUCAGUGCAACCGGCAGAUGCAGCAGCAGGCCGCCACGGCGCAGGCGGCGGCGGCGGCCCAGGCUGCAGCCGUGGCCGGGAACAUCCCAGGACCGGGCUCCGUGGGGGGCAUCGCUCCGGCCAUCAGUCUGUCGGCCGCGGCGGGCAUCGGCGUGGACGACCUGCGGCGCCUGUGCAUCCUGCGCAUGAGCUUCGUCAAGGGCUGGGGGCCCGACUACCCCCGGCAGAGCAUCAAGGAGACCCCGUGCUGGAUCGAGAUCCACCUGCACCGGGCCCUGCAGCUGUUGGACGAGGUGCUGCACACCAUGCCCAUCGCUGACCCCCAGCCGCUUGACUGAACACCCCCCCCCCACACACACACACAGCCCUGACCCCCAACCCCGCUCUGGAACCCCUAACUAUGGGAGACCGAACCGCAUCGAUUCGCCAGACUUUUACUUUGAAGGUCCGUCUGUGUUCGUCACAGGUCGGCGGACCAGGGCUCUUAUUGUUUCGAAUAGGAUUGAGAGUGUUUGGGAUGUGAACGUUAAACCCCUCGAGUCUCUGAGGCUCCCCGCUGCAGAAACCUCCUCAAAACGUCCACCUUUCUGUUUUUUGUAAGGAAUGUUUAAAAAUUGUGUCGUGUCAUGUACUUUGCUGUUUUUCUAUUUUGUUGUUAAACUUUGUUGUAACUUUUUGCUACCAUGAAAGCGUUUGGUAAGAUGCUGGCCUUGGGUGGGUGGAAGAGCGACGGGGUCCUGGGAGAGAUUGCAUGCGAUGGUUUGUUGGACGGUUUAGGUGUGGAUGUGUGUAAAGACACAUGAACUGAUUACUUUGACAAUAGUUUUAUAUAUAAAGCAUGCGUCCUGCAAUAGAUAUAAAGUACUAAGUUGAGCGUGAGAGAUGAUCUUAUUAUAGCAGGUAAAUGUGUUUAUAAAGUGGCCAAAUUUCGGUCUUCGUCAAGGUUAAUGAAAAUGGUAAGAGAUUUAUUCAAGAAAUGUGUCUCAGAUGGAAGUCGUCGUUUGGCUUUUAAUAUUUGGUUAUCAGAUUAAUAGUUAGCCUCUUUUUUUAUUACUGAAUUAAGACAUUUUUAUGAACAUACCUCAGCUCGUCUUCCAAGAAGUUCAUUAUCAUUUGUCAAUGCAUUUAUGAAACUUUUAGUUUCAAACCUAAAAUCAACAGUAACUGACAUUUUGUCCUUAUGGAAAAAUAGCCAACCAUUCUACCUAUGUUAUAUCAACCCACACUAGUCAUUUAUGUAUUAGCUACCCAUAUCAUGAACACACAUUAUCACUUCAACUAAUGUUUACCAUUUGUCUCAGUAAAAUGUAUAAUCUCAGUCAAAUGUGGUUGUUUUAUAUUGGCAUAUCCUCCCAUGUAUAGAUAAAUGUUUUUGAUAAAUCAAUUAAAAAAAAAAGCACUAACCUCCCUGUAAGUCAGUUUGACGUGCUACACAUUCAAUCAAUUGAAGCACUAUUUCGAUGGCAAACCAAAUAUUCCUCAGUGUUGGGACACAAGGUUAACUGUGAGAGGAAGUUCAAGCCAUAAUGAUGCCAAAUGCACCCCACAUCGAAAGUGUCUCUGUCACACAGACACACACGAGGAAGAAUAAGGGAGCUAUGCAUGUAGACCCUUUUCAGGUUUUAUUUUGCAAUAGCUGGAGUACUUUGAGGGGUGUGUCUGUGGUUCAGCGAAGGUAAAUCUAUCUUCAUGUUGUCCUUGUGAUGUCAGUUCUCAGCACCAUUACGCAAAAGCAUUUAAAUAGAAAAAAGCGUCAGUUUGUCAUUUUUCAUUAAUUUUGCCGUAUUUUAUACGCUUUCUUACCUUAAAUAAUGUGCAUUUUGUGCUAGUGCUGAUUAUCGAAAUCCAUGGUGUUUUCGGUAGGUCAUUGCAUUCUGCUUAAAUACGUGGUCUAAAAGAUGUCUAACAUUUUUGAAUAUGAUGGAAUAAAAGUCAAUAGACACCAUGGUUGAAGGCCUGACGGUUUUGGAUUGUGGAUUAACCCCUUGGAAUAUGAUUAAACUCAAAAAUCACAGGCUUUCAACAAGAAAAAAGUUUAUUACUGAUAAAGACAAGCCACAAUUUUUAAGAAAACAACACUAAUAAGCUAGCCUGAGCCGAGAUCUGAAAUAUUCAGAAAACCAAACUACAUGUGUCUUAAUAGUACCUAUAUUCAUCAAUACGACACACUAAAUAAUAAUAUGUCUUUAUAAAUAUAAAAGUCCCCCAGUUGUAACUUUUUUUAAUGCAAAAUACACAAUACAAAUCACCCUUUUAAAACGCAUUGGUUUGCUCUUGCCAAAUUUGAAAAGAUACAGUCUACAAGAAAGGAAUUUAAACCGCACACAAAUAGAGCCACAAGGAGUCCGUGUGUAUAUAUUAGAUAUUAUACAAUUAUCCAAAAAGAGAAACAUGAGAGAAAUCACAAAAGCACGGUCGCCAACGAUUUGAUCAAAUCAAAAUAACGAAUUGACAAAUCAAAUAGUUAAAACAUAAAUAAAUACAAAUUUCCAAUUAGUUAUUUACAUUUUUUUUCCUUUUCAAAACGAGGGUAAAUUUAACAACAACAAAACGUUCCCAAAUGCCACUGCCAAAUACUUGUGCUUGCAUUAGAGCGUGCUACAGAUGGCCACAACUCAAUACACCAAUGGCACUUGAAAACAGCCAACCGAGAACAUCUGAACGUAACACAGCAUUCGGAGGAGCAAAUAUUUAAAAAUAAAACCGGAAAGAAAGUAAAAAAAAAAAAAUCACAAUCAUGAAGAAAUGUAUCUCAUUUUGGAUAGCGUCACUGCUACCCUUCUUUUCACAAGAGUAGUAUAUGUAAUACAGUAAAAUGCUCAAUCCAUCUGCAGGGUUAUCCACCAAGUGUAAACUAGUGUG